Messenger RNA from Penicillium macrosclerotiorum, 1713 nucleotides. RefSeq lists its product as uncharacterized. The coding region runs from base 1 to 1713 and encodes 570 amino acids. The record is from RefSeq and is a predicted model, not a curated record. Gene Ontology annotation, biological process: amino acid transmembrane transport. NCBI's taxonomy places the organism in Eukaryota, Fungi, Ascomycota, Eurotiomycetes, Eurotiales, Aspergillaceae. The transcript is spliced from 7 exons. Gene Ontology annotation, cellular component: membrane. Gene Ontology annotation, molecular function: amino acid transmembrane transporter activity.
AUGGCCCCGAUGAAUGAUGAUUCAUUGGACAGCAUAUCCCACGAUAUAACGGAUAUGAAAUCAAUUGCAAAUGCUCAACUUGAUAUUGAGCGGACAGCCACAUCAGGGACUGAACCCCAUGGAAGCGCCAUGGAUUUAUCGUCUGCAGCACCGACUGCGGGAUAUCACCGGUCCCUCACGAGACGCAAAGUCAUGAUGAUGACCUUCGGAGCUGGAAUCGGGACUGGACUCUGGGUAGGAACUGGACAGGCACUACAUUAUGCUGGUCCUGCUGGUACUGCGGUGGCGUAUACACUCACUGCAAUCAUUGUUUAUGCCCAAUACUCUUCGAUUGGUGAGAUGACAACAUACAAGCCAGUCCACGGGGGCUUUAUUCGCCAAUGCAUUGAGUACAUAGACCCGGCAUGGGGAUUUGCAAUUGGGAUGAAUUUCUGGUUCGCCUGGGUGAUGAUUAUACCCGCAGAAAUAACAGCGGCAGUUUCAGUUCUACAAUUCUGGCCCGAGACCAACGUCGUACCUCUUGCAGCAUAUAUCACGAUGUUCUUGGUAGUCAUAGGAAUGGGAAACGUAUUCCAUGUCCGUGUUUAUGGCUACAUCGAAUAUUAUAUGUCGUUCAUCAAAUGCAUUGCUGUAAUUUUGAUGAUUUUCUUCAUGUUUAUCAUGACAUCAGGGGGUAUUGCGGCUACGAACGGUCCCAUCGAGUUUCGUUAUUGGAAAUCCCCAGGUGCAUUCAAUAAUGGCAUCAAGGGUAUUGCCAAAGCCUUUGUACAGGCUGCAUUUAGUUUUGGUGGUGGCGAGCACAUCGCUGUUAUCGCAGGUGAAGUAGCCAACCCGCGGCAAACGAUAAAAAAGACAGUUAGGCCUGUGUUUUGGCGCAUGUUCACCUUCUUUGUGGUCAACAUCUGGUUAGUAGGGAUGUGUGUACCCUAUGAUGAUGAAGAUCUUGCGACUGCGAGCGGAACACUCGGGAGCCCCUUCGUCAUAGCUAUCAAACGCGCGGAUGUGUACGGCCUUGCACACGCUAUUAAUGGAUUUAUAUUCCUUAGUGUGAUCAGCUGCGGCAUUACAAGCGUCUACGUGGCAAGUCGUAGUCUGACAGCCUUGGCCGACAUGACAAUUAUCCAUCCAUUCUUUGGCACCAAAGAUAAACAAGGAAGGCCAUGGGUGUCAAUCAUUAUAAGUUUAGGACUCGGAGGCGGCCUGUGCUAUCUUAAUGUCAGCAGCGUGGGCACUGUGGUAUAUGGAUGGUUUUCUGCUCUAGUUGCCAUUGCGACGCUGUUUGAAUGGUCAUCCUGUUAUAUUUCUCACCUGAGAUUCAGACAGGGGCUCAAAGCGCAGGGAAAAGAUCUUCAGACCCUCCCAUUCAAAGGAUUCCUUACUCCGUGGGCACAAUAUCUCAGUCUCAUUAUCGUGGCAUUUAUAUUUGGCUGUGAAUUCUACUUAUCAUGCUGGCCAUUUGGAGAGAAAGGUUCCGCGAAAACUUUCUUCUCCAGCUACCUUGCAGCUCCCUUGUUUGUUUUUGACUACUUUGCAUACAAGUUUUAUUAUAAAACAAAAAUUGUGAGAGCAACUGAUAUGGAUUUUAGUGAGGCACAAUACUUCGACGAAGAGGAGCACUUGCAAGAAUUAGCAGCACAAGAGGAGGAGAAAGGGGCAUUCUCGCGCGGAAAGGAGACAUGGCUGAAACGUGCACGAUAUUUGAUAUUUGGAUAA